AUGAGUGUGCACGCAAAGGAGAAGCCAUUCAACUGUGAAAUUUGCCUUAAGGCUUUCCCUUCCAAAAACGUUCUAGCAAGGCAUAUCAAAGUACAUACAAGGGAGAAGCCAUACAGCUGCGAGAACUGCAGCAAGGUCUUCCCAGAAAAAGGUCACCUGGCAACACAUAUGAGAGUACAUACAAAAGAGAAGCCAUACAGCUAUGAGGUUUGCAACAAGGCCUUCUCACAUAAAUCUAAUCUAGUUAUCCACAUGAGAGUACACACAAAAGAGAAGCCGUUUGAAACAAAGGCCUUGUUACAGAAGAGACAUGCUUUCACUCAGAGAAGACAUCUCGUGGGCAACGCGAACUGCAUCGAAGAGCAUGUUUUAUCUAAGAGGAGCACUCUUUCCCUUAACAUUUUUGGGGAAGAAUUGCCCGAAAUUUUGGUGGAUAUCAUUUUCCGAUUUAUGUUGUGCACGUGGUGUUUGCCAGAUGUAAAUAAUGCUGAGCCAGUGGUCUCGAACUGGAACUUGGAGACAAUAUGGGAAUUUAGAUCAUAUAGAAAUUCUUCAUGCAUGCCACGAAAUUAUGUUAGAAAGACACAACGGGCUGCUGUUCCCCUUGAUGUUAUGAAACGAGCUGCUGAUGCAUUCAUUGCUGGUGCUAGUUUGAGAGAAACUAUCGGCAUCCAAGCGCAUAUUCCCUCUUCAAAUGGAGAACGAUAUGUCGCAAGAGUUGAUAUUGUGGAUGGCAAUGAGCUAGAGGGAGUUUUCAUGAAGAAAACUUCAGGACAUAGGCUUGAAGAAGAGAAACCGGCUUUUAUUAUUGACCAGAGUGAUGAGGCAUCAUUCCAUAAGCAAGAUGUAUUGAAGGUUCUACCAGCCCCCAAAAAUAUGCGUGGAAGUCUACGUAAAUCAAACCAGCUAGUUUUCCCCUGUGACUUAAAAAGAUUUAAUUUGUCAUAA
Molecule: messenger RNA, 948 nt
Organism: Penaeus indicus
Lineage: Eukaryota; Metazoa; Arthropoda; Malacostraca; Decapoda; Penaeidae
Product: zinc finger protein 271-like
Exons: 7
Coding region: 1-948 (315 amino acids)
Source: RefSeq, a predicted model, not a curated record